This is a messenger RNA of Sphaeramia orbicularis (orbiculate cardinalfish), 942 nucleotides long. RefSeq names its product required for excision 1-B domain containing (gene rex1bd). The record is from RefSeq and is a predicted model, not a curated record. NCBI's taxonomy places the organism in Eukaryota, Metazoa, Chordata, Actinopteri, Kurtiformes, Apogonidae. The transcript has 5 exons. The coding region runs from base 153 to 605 and encodes 150 amino acids.
UGAAAGUCACCACUGCUGCAACACAUCCGGGUGAGAGGUCAGUUCAAGCUGCUGAAUCACAAACAGGAGGAAAAUAAUAACAUACUGUAAAUUAAAUAUGUCACGAUUAUAAACGGUGGAAAUCGAGUCGCAAUAUUUUCAGAAAGGUCAAAAUGGUCCCUACAGACUUUAAAGCCCUGAUCCAGAGGUUUUAUCACCUUCAGUCAGAGCGACUGGAGACAUAUCGGCUCUUUGAAGAAGGACAUGAGGCCUACUUGAGGACAGGCCCGCAGUAUGACUUUGACCACUACAGGCAGCUGGUCCAUGAGAUAACGCAGGCUUUCUGCGGCAUCUCCAAUGAAGUGCUGCAGAUCAAGGAGAAGCUGCACCGUGACUUUGACCGGCCAGACCUCUCAGAGCACAUUGAAAAACUGCAGAGCAAGGAGAAGGAGAAGCUUGAACUGACAGCCAAGCUGCAGCUGGCCAGGCAGCGGGCCCAGGAUCACCCAGAGGACGAGGAUUGUCAAGAAAAGAUUCAGGAGAUCAAGCACGACAUCAUCAAGAACAAAGAAACUCUGAGUGAGAUCAUGCAGGACUUUAAGUACGACUCCGAGGAGUCUGAUUGACAGGUGCCUCUCAGGAGGCCUGAACCCACCCUCUCACAUCACCAGACAGAAAGGCUGACAGAUCGACUCAGUACUGCUGCAACUUCCAGCCUGGAGUCUUCAGCUGCACCUAUUGAUCCCCCUUUGGCUCCGCCCUCUUCACUGCUGCAGUCUUAUUCCACCCAGGGGGUUUCCACCUUCUCACAGUGUGUGUGUGUUUCUAUCUAUAGUCAUGUGUUUGUGUAAAUGCAUGGCUCAGCAAAAACUAUGUUGUGUAAAUAAGUAAAUAAUUCUGAGAAGCCACUUACUUGAUACCUUGCUUUUUUUUUUUUUAAUAAAAAGACAUUUUCCAAAGUAA